Messenger RNA from Chionomys nivalis (European snow vole), 8285 nucleotides. RefSeq names its product GrpE like 2, mitochondrial (gene Grpel2). The transcript has 4 exons. Gene Ontology annotation, molecular function: protein-folding chaperone binding; adenyl-nucleotide exchange factor activity; protein homodimerization activity. Gene Ontology annotation, biological process: protein folding; protein import into mitochondrial matrix. NCBI's taxonomy places the organism in Eukaryota, Metazoa, Chordata, Mammalia, Rodentia, Cricetidae. The coding region runs from base 38 to 712 and encodes 224 amino acids. The record is from RefSeq and is a predicted model, not a curated record. Gene Ontology annotation, cellular component: PAM complex, Tim23 associated import motor.
AGCGCGCGUGCGCGGUGUCGACGUUCUGGUCUGGAACAUGGCGGCGCGGUCGUUGUGGGCGGUGCAGCGGCUGCAGCGCCUCCUGGCCUCAGGGCUUGUGUCAGAGAACAGGGGAUGGCUACACCCAUUCAGCACUGCCACCCAAAGAACUGCUGGGGAAGACUGCAGUUCUGAGGACCCUCCUGACGUACUCGGUCCCUCCCUUGCUGAGCAAGCUUUAAGGCUAAAAGCUGUUAAACUGGAAAAAGAAGUCCAGGAUUUAACACUGAGAUACCAGAGAGCUGUCGCUGAUUGUGAAAACAUAAGGAGACGAACCCAGAGAUGUGUGGAAGACGCCAAGAUAUUUGGAAUCCAGAGCUUCUGUAAGGACCUGGUGGAGGUGGCAGACAUUUUGGAGAAGACUGCUGAGUGUUUUUCAGAAGGAACCAAACCUGAUGACCACAAGCUUACUCUGGAAAAAGUCUUUCAAGGACUGUCCCUUUUAGAAGCAAAGCUGAAGAGCGUAUUUGCCAAACAUGGCCUAGAGAAAAUGACACCAAUUGGUGACAAAUAUGACCCUCAUGAGCAUGAACUCAUCUGUCACAUGCCAGCAGGUGUAGGAGUACAGCCUGGCACUGUGGCAUUAGUACGGCAAGAUGGCUACAAACUUCAUGGCCGCACCAUUAGACUUGCCCGAGUAGAAGUGGCAGUGGAGUCUCAGAGAAGGCUGUGAACAAGCCCCCAGGAACUAAAACUCUCGCAGGUUCUGGCACCUGUGUCUCCUUUAUUUAUUAAGCUGGUUUGUAUUAUACAUGAGGUCCUUCGUGUGCUCCACUUUGGAUUUAGUCAUAUUGGCUUUAUCUCUACAGUAUCUUAUUGGUUUAUGUGGCCUGUUUGGUCUCAUCAGAAGUCCUGCCAUUGGGCAUUUGAACAAUGUGACAAGUGUCCUAUGGCCUUUUUCAAAAUGUUUACAAAAAUCAUUUAAGUUGGUACUCUGAUGACUGAAUCCAAAAUCCCUUAAUUGUGCUUUCAACUAAUUUCUGGAAUUAGUGCAGCAUCGUAUGUCUUAUAUUUUAUGGGAAAGGGAGAUGGUAGGGAUUGGUGUGACAUUUAGGUACUUAGAUUGACAAAGCUUUACCCUUGUAUAAAUUUAGAUCAUUUGGGUUGACAUAUAGAGAGAUUUUUCAAGGCUUUUUUAUUUCAUUUUUUAUUUAGUCAUCUUUUUUACUUGUAAUCCCUGCUAGGGGUCACACAUUAUUCUGUAGCCGCCCCUUUCUUGUCCCUUUUGGAAGGGCUAAAGGGUCGGUCGGGUCAGUCUUCCUUUUUUCUUCUUUAUAAGGUGUGCUCUUUUACUAAACUGAUCUCAAGUCCAUGAACAGGUCAGUUCUGCCUGCCUUGACAACACAACCCACUCCCAGGGAGACCAAAAGCCUCCAUAAAUUUCAAGUUGGAGAGUCCAGCAUGGGGGCCAAGCAUAGUAGUUGACUGUCCAAAAUUAAAAACAAAGUAUUAGGGUGGAUAAUUUUUUUUGCAAUACGUAAUUUACACAAAAGUAAUGCUGCUGUCUCAUCUCACUUGAAUACACUCGGAUGACCUGGGCAUCCUCCUUUCUGGAUUAGGGUGGGGUGCUUCUCUGGGGAGGACAAGGGACUUCCUGUAGCAACAACAAAAUGCAAAGUCUUCAACCACAUUGCAAAACUUUGGGGAUGCUUAUCCCAAAUCAGCUGCUGUCACCUUCACCAUUCCAGUUUUUAAAUCCUGAAUCAAAAGCACCAAUAUAUAUAUAUAUUUAUAAUUGAGAAAAAGAACAAAGUUGUCUCAGGGUUUUUUUUCCAUGCACAUGUUGUCAAGAAAAGGUGUGAACACAGCUCCAUCAUUGUCCGCCUAGAAUCAUUUGCAGUGCAUGAAGGAAGGACCGUAUUCCUUGUAUUCCUCCUUGCUGAACCAGGAGGCCAUAGUGGAACUGCCUAUCCACAUGGAGUACUUGCACUUGGGGAGAAUGGUGUUGAUCUUCACUGUACUAGGAGCCAGAUCAGUGAUCUGUAUGCUGGUGUAAUCGAUGCCUGGGUACAUGGUGGUACCUACAGGCAGCACCAUGUUGGCACAGACGUCUUUGCUGAUAUUGACACCACACUUGAUGACAGAAUUGAAGAUAAGUUCAUGGACACCAUAAUAGUCCACACCCAGAAAGGAAGGCUAGAAGAGCGCCUGGGGGCAGCAGAAUUGGUCCUUGCUCAUAGUGAUGACCUGGCUGUCGGAUGUAACUCUUCUCCAGGAAAAAGGAUGCAGCAGCAGGCAUGCCUUACUGGAAGUCCAGGGCAAAAUGGCACAAUUUCUUGAUAUUAGAUCCGUUUCCUGCUUGGCUAUGAGGUUGUAGCCAUGUUUAUUCUGGAACUUCAUGGGUAGGUCCUGUAGAUGGGCACUGUUGGGGAUGCAUGUGUGUAGAGUCCAUCAUGAAGAGUAGUUCUUGUAGAUGAGCACUGUGUGUGUGUGUGUGCAUGCACGCGCACGUGCAUGCGUGUCCGUCUCUGGAGUCCAUCAUGAGGCAGGUGAUGCCAGCAGAGUUGUACAAACAGCACAGCCUUGGUUGAUGAUCUUGAGCAUGAUCUGGGUCUUUUCAUGACUGGUGUGGGGUUAAGGGAACCUUCCUUGGUAAGCAGCAAGUGCUCUUCCAGGGCCACACGUGGUUCAUUGUAUAAGGUGUAGUAUCAUCUCUGUUAUCCAAGUUGGUACCACUCUCCAUGAACACCUCAGCAUCAGGAUGCUUUUGGUCUGGGCCUAGAUGCCCAUAUAGGAGUCCUACUGGCCCAUGUCCACCAUCACAUCCCCAGUUUGGUGGAUAAAACACCAUAGAAUCAAGAGAGCCUUGGACGCAUCCUCGCCUAUGCGGCCAGCGUUGUACAUGCUGGGGCCGGUGUAGCAGUAUCUGCUUCCAUGGCAGAUGGUAGCAGGUGGAGACUCAGCAGCAGAGAGACUUGUGUUGUCAGGUGAGUGUGGGUUCUGCAGAUCCUCUUCCCUUAUAAGCAGAGUUAUUUUCAGGCCCUUGGGUAUGAAAUACCCGUAACAAUACCAGUGGCAAAAGACCCAAACACAAUUGUAUAGGUAAUUACCUACAAAUGGCUGCUUCCACCAAUCCUUACUCCUGCCCUUUGUCAGAUUUGCCCUGGGAUCUUAUAUUAGAUUGUAUGGGGAAGUAAUGGACAAAAUGCUGGACUCCCAUGAAUUUCUCAUCUAAUAAUGCUGAGGUAUGCCUUUUUUCCUUUGUGGUUGAGACUGACAAAUUACUACUUCUCACAUCAACAAAUUUGUGUUUUUAGCACUGGGGGUUGAAUGCAAGGUCUCCAGAAUGCUAGGUAAGCACUCUGCGACUGAGCUCUGCUCCCAGCCCUGUUAAGCUGUUUCCUAGUUCUUAAAUCCAUCUUAAGCCAUAUUUGUUUGAACAUCUAUCUCCUCGUUUAUGUUUUAUUAACCUUGUAAAUUUUAUGAACCUGUAUAUUUUUUACAUCUUAACUGAUGCUGUAUAAAAGAUUUUACUAUUGCCGGGCGGUGGUGGCGCAUGCCUUUAAUCCCAGCACUUGGGAGGCAGAGGCAAGCGGAUCUCUGUGAGUUCGAGACCAGCCUGGUCUACAAGAGCUAGUUCCAGGACAGGCUCCAAAACCACAGAGAAACCCUGUCUCGAAAAACAAAAAAAACAAAAAAAAAAAAAAAGAUUUUACUUUUACUAAGUUAGCCAAAGGAGCACUACGGUUCUUUUAACAUAACCCUGCCAGGCAGGCGGGGAUAGCCUUGGUUAACAACUGCCUGGGAAAAGCAGUGCUGGCCUGUCUUGGGAUAACCUUGACAAUAUUUUACAUUGUAAAUUUCCCCCAUUUGUCCAAACAGUCAAACCUUGUCAUUCCUGGCUCUGUGAAAUGUGGUUAAUGACUCUAAGAAUACCUCUGGAGCCAGGAAACUGUAGGCUCCAGGGAUUUCUGUUUAGGGCUGGCUCCCUUUGGUGCAUUAGCCAGGAGCAGUCGCCUACUGGCUUGCAAGUUUCUCUUUUACUCAUCUCGUGGGAAGGCCUUUCAGUUCUGUAACAUAAGGUUACCCUUUCUGUUGCUUCCGAAGCUCAAAAAUCCAGUCGGUUUUAGGACAGACUCGAGAUAGCCCUCCUAGAUUCUUUGGACUGCCAAUUAAACUGGCACAGACUGGAUGAAUGAGAGGAAAGCAGACUCCAUUGUCUAUAUGAACACAAGAGUCGUGCAAAAUCUGAGAGUCGGCUUCAGAAAACUGGUGCUGUGAUCACAUCCUGACCUACAGAAGAGGCCUGGAAGAGAAAACUGGUGAGUGUGGGUGGUCUCAUACGUCUGGAGAAGCCCUCCGAUACAUAACUGCCAGUGUGCAUUUUCUUUCAACUAUUGCAUUAAAAAAGGAAAGUCAGUCUCAGCUACUCCUGUGACUGCAGUUUCCCAAAAUAACAACCAGCACAAUAUAUAGCAAAGACUAUUUUGGGGCAGCGUAUUCUAAUCUCGGACUUCAAGUCAUAUUUUCAGGUGGUAAGUUAACCCUCGAGUGUGAAGCCAUCCUCCUUCGACCUCCGUCAGAUCUAAACACCUGGACAAGGAUAAGACCUGGAGGUGGUAUAAAGUGUACUGGGAGCAGUAAAUAGUACUUUUUAAAAAUGUUUCUUUUUAUCUUUUACACAGUAGUAUUUUGCCUGCACGUGUAUCUGUGUGAAGGUGUUGGAACUCCAGGAGCUCAAGUUUAAGACAGUUGUAAGCUGCCAUGUUGGUGCUAAGAACUGAAUCCAGGUCCUCUGGAAGAGCAGCCAGUGCUCUUAAACGCUGAGCCAUCUCUCCAGCCCCCAAAUUUAAAAUUAUAUAUAUGACCAUAUUUUAUGUGUGUGUUUUGUCUCCAUUUAUCUCUGCAUCAUGUGCUUGUGGAGGUCAGAAGAGGGUGUGAGAUCCUCUGGAACUGGAGUUAGAAAUGGUUUGUACACCAUGUGUAGGUAUACUUAAAAAGUAUAGACUGAGACAUGACUCAGUGAUUAAGGGCAUUCCGACUGCUCUUCCAGAGAACCCAGGUUCUAUUUCCAGGACUGCAGUCAAAAGAUUUUCUUGGCAAGGCAUUAUUUUACCAUUUUACUAAGUGCCUGUUUAAGGAACAGUGAAAUUCCACAGUAUGAAUUUGCCUUCGUUCCUACAAGAUUGACAAAUGGAAACAAUGAGAAAAUGGGCCAUGUAUAUCUUAGAGUUACUUGCUGUCCUUGCAAGUGAACUAGAACAGAGUGUUGUUUUAGGAGCUCUGUUAUCUGGAGUGUUCUGAUCUCUCCACACAUUUUUGCAAGUAGAUCAAUGUUAGGUUCUUUUAUUCUGUUUUGCAGACUUAAAUCAUGAAUUCACAAUGAGAGGAAGCUAUAAUAGAGGCUCAAAGAAGGGACAUGGAAGCCACAACAGUGUAGUAGAACUCAAACUUGGUAGCAUAGACUUUGAGGGCAGUUCUGGUACCUGUGACUUCUGCCACCAGUCAUUCCAUGUUUACAAAAUAGUUAUAAUUCAUGACACUGAGGAUUACAUGAAACUCCAGUAAAUUCUCCUGUUUUGUUACUUAAAUUAUCACGGUUUUCUUGCAUUUUUAUGAUUGCCUAAAGUCUAGGGGAAAGGGAAGACUGGCUAAGUAAUGGUAUUAAAAAUAAAUUGUAAGCUAACCUGCUGUGACCUAUGUGGCUUGGGUCCUGGAACCCUGGCUAGGGUUGGUGAGGGAAUAAAGAGCAGACAGACAUACAGUCACACACAUAGUGAAGCCAGGAUCAGGUGGGGUUUUCUAAUGCCUCUACUACUGGGUGUUCAUUAGGUACAGCACAGGGGAAGACAUUAGCUAGUUUCGAAGGAAGCCUCUGGAGACCAACAAUCCCAGCUGUAAAUAUCCAGGAGGAGGAGGAAGUCUCAGUUGCUAGUCUUUGCACACACUGAUUAGUCUUCCAUAGACACUCAGACUCCAGAGAAAAGCUUUGCCAAUUUUCCAUGGGCCAAUUAAGACCUUGUAGUCCUCAGCAGGCCAUACCCAUAUCAAAAUACUCUUAGAACUUCGCUCCCUCAGGCUUCCCCACCAUUACACCAAGAGUCUUAGGGUUCCUGUUGGUGUGAUGAAAUACCACAACCAAAAGUAAAACGAAGAGGAAAUGGCUUGUUUUGCUUACACUUGUAUAUCAUCAUCAAAGGAAGUCAGGGCAGGAACCUGGGGGCAGAAACUGUUGCUGAAGCCAUGGAGCUAUUUACUGGCUUACUCAGUCUGCUUUCUUGUAGAACCCAGGGUGACCACCCAGAAUUGACUGAGCCUUUUCCCAUCAGCUACUAAUUUAUUAAAAUGCUCUCCAGGCCUGCCUAAAGCUGAAUUUUAUGAAGGCUUCGAGGUCCCUUCCCCUCAGAAGAUACUAGCUCUUGGUCAAGUUGGCAUAAGUCUAGCCAGAACACUAACCAUUCAUAAUACAUCUUUCCCUUCCCGUUCUGUCGUUUGGUCUGUUGCUUGGUUGACCUUGUUACAGAAGUGUGCACUUUUAGACUGAUGAACAAUUAAAUUGAGUCCAGACCUUUAAUUAUUUUCAUCUUGAUGGCUUUACCAUAAAAGACCUCGGUAUGCUGGGAUGGUGACCUAUGUCCUUGAUCAUAACACCCGAGAAGCAGAGACAAGAGGAUCUCUGUCAAUCUGAGGUCAGCCCAGUAUACAUAAUGACACUACCUUAAAACAAUGGGGGUUGGAGACAUGGCUCGGUGGUUAAGAGUACUGACUGCUCUUGCAGAGGAUUCAGUUUCAAUUCUCAGUACUCACAUGGUGUUCAUAACCAGUUGUCAGUCCUAAGGGAUCUGAUACCCUCUUCUGCCCUCUAAGUUUACCAGGCACACAGAUAUAGAUGGAUGCAAAUUGCCCAUACAUCAGAGAUAAGUGAGUGAAAUUUUAAAUUUUAAUUUUAAAGCACCUUGGCUUGCAGUGGACAUGUAAGGAAACAGAUGAACUUGCAAAAGACUUGAUGUUCUGGUGCUUGGGCUAACAAAUCUUUGCCUUUCCUUUGGUGAGUUGUUGAUUGCUCACACCCACGACAACAGGCUUGAUAAAUGAGAAAACGUUAAAGGAAAAUCAAAUAGGGAAAGAUAGGAUGAAGUAUACUAUUAACACAAGAAAUGCCUUUACAGCACCUGAAUUAAAAUGACUGCAGUUCAGAUGUGGACGGUUUGGUUUGGUUUGGUUUGGUUUGGUUUUCCUAGUGCUAGCGACAGCAUAUAGGGCUUCCUGUGCUCGGCCAUGGAGUGCUCUACCAUCAAGUCAUAAGCUUGGCCCUAGUCCUGGUGUGCAUACUGGUUUUCCAUACCCUGCCUUGAGUUAAUAUUGUAUGUUUCUUCCUGAUUUGUCUGUUUUUUUGAGAUCUAAGUGCCAUUUCUUCCUGUUUGGUUGCCUUUUCUUCUGUUUGCUUCUAUGCCUGCAUUGACUACUGAGAUUCUUCUACUUUACCCUUUGUUGUGUAACGGUUUCCUCAAAGAAUUGAAAUAUUCUGUGAUGGUUUGAAUGAAAAUGGGCCCCAUAGACUCAUAGAGAGUGGUGCUACUUGAAACGAUUUAGGACAGGUGGCCUUGGUGGUGUAGAUGUCACCUCGCUGGAGAAAGUGUGUCACUGGGGGUGCACUUUGGGGUUUCAGAAGCCCAAACCUGUGUCUUUCUUCCUGCUGUCUGUCAAUCCAGACGUAGAACUCUCAGCUAACUCUCCAGCACCAUGUCUACCUAUGAGCCGCCAUGCUUCCUGCCAUGACAAUAAUCUACUAAACCUCAUACUAUAAGCAAGCCCCCAAUUAAAUGUUUUCCUUUAUAAGUCUCACUGUGGCUGUGUUGUCUCUUCACAGCAAUAAAACAUUGGCUUAAGACACCUUCCAUCCUGAUUAUUAAGAGGGAAAGUAAAUAACUCAAGAUAGCUACAGGAACUCCCCGAAACUACAAGAUUCACUAGGUCUCUCCCUCUCCAAGAGUAUGUGAACAGUAAAGACUUUUGAGAGUUACUCUCAGAUAAGCCAUUACAAAGAGGAUUCUCAGAUAAGCCUCACCUCCUAGAAGAAGCAGAAACCAGGAGAACUUCCUUGAACAAAGACCAGUUAAGCCACCAGGAAAGGACACUCUCCAACUUGAGCUGCCUGCAGGCUGUGGUGUUCCAGGUUCCCGGCUUUGAUGAACUAUCAUCCGUACUGUGGUGGACUUUGGUGAUGGAGCUCUCUUUGAAUCACUUCUGCUCCUAUAAGUAACCCCUCAUAUUCCUGUAAGUAACCCCAAUAAAACUUUUGGUUC